This is a messenger RNA of Rosa rugosa (rugosa rose), 3145 nucleotides long. RefSeq names its product protein STABILIZED1-like. NCBI's taxonomy places the organism in Eukaryota, Viridiplantae, Streptophyta, Magnoliopsida, Rosales, Rosaceae. The record is from RefSeq and is a predicted model, not a curated record. Gene Ontology annotation, molecular function: protein binding. The transcript is spliced from 2 exons. Gene Ontology annotation, biological process: gene silencing by siRNA-directed DNA methylation; mRNA splicing, via spliceosome; spliceosomal tri-snRNP complex assembly. Gene Ontology annotation, cellular component: catalytic step 2 spliceosome; U4/U6 x U5 tri-snRNP complex. Bases 1 to 2964 code for a protein of 987 amino acids.
AUGGUUUUCAUCGCAACCCCAAACCACAAAACCCUAACCCUAAAUCUAAACCCCAAGACCACCACCCUCCUCACCCUAAAGCACCAAAUCCAACAAACCUCCCUCAUGCCCAUCUCUCACCAGCGCCUAUUCCUCUCCCAAAGCCUCCACUUAUCCACCCAAAACGACGCCGCACUCCUCUCCGACCUGGGCAUCGGAACCCUCUCCACCCUAACCCUCCACACCCCCUUCCUCGGCGGCAGUACUCAGCCCCACCGCUACGCCUUCCUCACAGCCAAGCCCCCGCCCAACUACGUCGCCGGCCUCGGCCGCGGCGCCACCGGCUUCACCACCCGCUCCGACAUCGGCCCCGCCCGCCCCACUCCCCCUCCAAUCGGAGCUGUUCGGGAAAAUCCGGACGACGAGGACAAGGGUUACGACGAGAACCAGAAGUUCGACGAGUUUGAAGGAAACGACAUGGGGCUUUUCGCCGACGCGGAGUACGACGAGGACGACGACGCGGCUGAUGCCGUUUACGCUGCAGUGGAUGAGAGGAUGGACUCGAGGAGGAAGGAGAGGAGAGAGGCUAAAAAGAAGGAGAUGGAGGAAAAGUCGAACGCUGAGAAUCCGAAGAAGACCCCGGAGGAGUUGAAGAGGAAGCUGCGUUCCGUGUCCGUCAAGGAAUGGGAGAGCUUACCAGAAAUGGGGGAUUAUUCGUGGAAGAACAGGAAGAGGAGGAAGUUCGAAAGCUUUGUUCCGGUGCCGGAUACCCUUUUCGAGAAGGCCAGGCUGGAGAGGCAGCAUGUUGCGUCUGUAGACCCCAUGAGUACAGAUUUGACUGCAUUGGGCGAGGGAAAGGGGACAGUGAUGAAGCUGAAAUUGGAUAGGCUUUCGGAUUCGGUUUCGGGUCUCACCAGUGUGGAUCCAAAGGGGUAUCUUAGUGGUCUUUUGAGUAUGAAUAUGAAUGUUAGUACUAGUUCUGAUGUUUCGGAUAUAAAGAAGACUAGACAAUUGUAUAGGAGUGCAAGAGAGUCGAAGCCUAAGGACCCGUGUGGUUGGAUUGCGGCUGCGAGGUUGGAGGAGAUGGUGGGGAAGUUGAAGGAAGCCAAGGAGAUCAUUAAGAAAGGCUGUCAUAUGUGUCCGAGGAAUGAGGAUGUGUGGCUAGAGGCAUGCAGGCUUGUCAGCCCCAGCGAAGCCAAGGUUGUUGUUGCUAUGGGAGUGAAGCAGAUACCGAAUUCGGUGGACUUAUGGAUGAGGGCUGUGGAUUUGGAGCAUGAUAAGUCGAAUAAGAAGAAGGUGUUGUGGAAAGCGUUGGAUCAAAGUAAUGAAAAUCUUCGUUGUGUUAGGCUGUGGAAGGCAGUGAUGGAUCUCUGUCAUGAAGAUGACAAGGAUAUGAAAGUUUUGCUUCAUAGGGCCGUGGAGGUUUGUCAGUUGGAGGUUCAAUUUUGGGUUGCUCUUGCGAGGUCGGAAAGUUAUGAGGCUGCCAAGAUGAUUCUUAAUAAUGCUAGAGUGCAUCUUCCGAAAGAGCGCGCCAUUUGGGUUGAAGCAGCCAAGUUGGAAGAAGUUAGGGGGAAUGUGUCUAAGGUUGGGAAGAUUAUUGAAAGGGGUAUAAAGCUUUUGCAGGAACAAGGGUUGGUGAAUUUCAGAGAAACAUGGAUGAAGGAAGCUGAAAAGGUUGAGCGUGCUGGGCAUGUGGCAGUUUGCCAAGCAAUCAUUCAAAACAGUGUUGGGGUUGGUGUUGAGGAAGAGGAUAGGAAGAGGACUUGGCUUGCUGAUGCAGAGGAGUACAUGAAUAGUGGUUCCAUCGAAACAGCCAGAGCAAUUUAUGCACAUGCACUUACUGUUUUCUUAACCAAGAAGAGCGUAUGGCGCAAGGCAGCAAUGCUUGAAAAGAGCCAUGGGACCAAGGAAUCUCUUGAUGCUUUGCUUCGUAGAGCAGUGAAGUACCUACCACAGGUUGAAUUCUUUUGGCUUAUGGCUGCUAAGGAGAACUGGCUUGCAGGGGACGUGAAUGCUGCCCGAAUGGUCCUUGAAGAAGCUUCUAAAUCCCUUCCCAAUUCUGAAGAAAUUAUGCUUGCUGCAUUUAAGUUAGAGUUUGAAAAUCAUGAGCAAGAGAGAGCUAGAAUGAUUCUUGACAAAACCCGAGCAAGGGUAGAUAGUGGAAGAGUAUGGAUGAAAUCAGCAAUUCUUCAGAGAGAAUUAGGGAACUCUGAUGAGGAGAAGAAGUUUCUUGAGGAAGGGUUGAAGCGCUUCCCCUCGUUCUUUAAAUUGUGGUUGAUGCUUGGACAGCUAGAGGAACGCCUCAAUCAUUUUCAAAAAGCCAAGGCCGCGUAUGAAUCGGGUCUCAAGCACUGCUCCAAUUGUAUACCGCUCUGGCUUUCUCUAGCAAAUCUUGAAGAGAAGAGAAAUGGUCUGAGUAAAGCUCGUGCAGUUCUGACAACAGCCAGGAAGAAGAACUCUCGUAAUCCUGAACUAUGGCUUGCUGCUGUUCGAGCUGAACUAAGGCAUGGUAAUAAGAGGGAAGCUGAUACUUUGAUGGCAAAGGCUUUACGGGAGCAGGAGUGUCCCAAUAGUGGUAUCUUGUGGGCAGCAUCUAUUGGGAUGGUACCCGGUCCUCAAAGGAAGACCAAAAGUCUAGAUGCCUACAAAUAUUGUGGUAAGGAAGAUCCCCAUGUUAAUGCUGCUGUGGCCAAGUUAUUUUGGCGUGAAAGAAAGAUAGACAGAGCUAGGACUAAGCUCAACCUGGCAGUUACACAUGCCCCAGAUAUUGGAGAUUUCUGGACUUUAUACUACAAGUUUGAACUUCAGAAUGGAACUGAGGAUACCCGGAAGGACGUACUGGAAAGGUGUGUUGCUGCACAACCAAAGCAUGGUGAAAAAUGGCAAACUAUUUCAAAGGCAGUGGAGAACUGGCACCAACCAACUGAAGCUAUCUUGAAGAAAGCUGUGAAGGAAGAUGCAGCCACAGCUCAAAAUCAACAGUAGUUCCUGCUGGGUUGCAUUUUCAGAGAUAGAGAUAUUCUGAGCUUUGUUAUUGUGAAGUGAUUGAUGGACAAACUACAGGUUGGUUAUCUAUGUACUCUAAAAUCUACCAACAUAUUCCACAUUUUAUCAAGUGUAGUUGGUUUUGUGGCCAAGGUAUUCUAUUUUAAAAUCUUCAUCUUCA